Molecule: messenger RNA, 3870 nt
Organism: Linum trigynum
Lineage: Eukaryota; Viridiplantae; Streptophyta; Magnoliopsida; Malpighiales; Linaceae
Source: the annotation of a GenBank genome assembly
CUCCCUUUUAACUCUUUUCUCCCGCAAAGAAAGGUAAACAACAGCAUUUCCUUAAACCAAAACCAAAAACUCCCUUCCAUCAAUAUAAUAUUCCUUCAUAUUCAAAAGAAAUUACAAGUUUUUUUUUUGGUUUCCUCGACAUCGUUAAAUAAGCCACAAAUUAAAAAUGGCGGCCAAGGGACGACGUCGAGCAAGGGUCGCCCCGGCCGACGAUCCGAAGCUCCUGUCGGAGAUCCGGAAGCUGGAGUCGACCCUGUCGGCCUCCAUCCACGACAAGAUCCCGAUCUUCAUCCCCCACAGGUUCGUCCCCUCGAAAUUCGUCGAGGGGAUCGCCCUCCCGAUCAACCAGAAGAUCACCUCCAACCUCGAGAAGGGCGCCUCGAGGAUGAGGCCGGUCCUGACGAUCGGGAACCUCAGGCGGAGCAGCGUCGUCCUGGGUCUCUGCAACCUGGCGCUGGCUCUCGCCGGCGGGUUGAUGGCCGGGUUGGUUUUCGAGGGUUGUCGCGGCGAGGUCUUGGUUCCGGUGCUGUUGGUGUCGCUGGCGGCGGUCGCCAAGAUGGUCGGGAUGGUGUGGGUUGGGCUGGCUCAGGAUGCGACGGCGAGGAGUAUUGUGGAUUCUCCGCCGGAGGAUGCUGAUCGUCAGGCCUCCGUUGUUCGUCUUCGGAGACGGGUCAGCUACACGACGUGGCUGUGGUGGAGCCGUUUGGCCAUUGCAAUUACCUUAUUGCAACUCGCGAGUGCCCUUUUCCUUCUCUUCAACGUGAUGGAAUACAUUACCCAUCACCAAACAACUAGUCAAUGUGGUUUAGGGAUAGGGAGCACCACGUGGCAACAGAAGCUACUGAUUUCGUUCAUAGUCAUGGCGUCGUGUGUCCCCAUGGUCCAAUGCUUUGCGGGCCCGGACGUCCUGAGGUGGAGGGCCUUUUACGAGGCCCAAGAUGAGGUGUGGGAGGCCCACUACAAGGAGGUGUUCGAUUACGGUAUACGAGAGGCCUUGUGCUGUCUGGGCCGUUUCAAAUACUUGACAAUGUAUGAAGAAGAUGAAGUUCACUCGGUUGCUAAACUGCUCGGGAAACUCGUCGCUUAUCGCGCGUCGGGCACCGGCCAUUUGGAGCUCUUGGCAGGUCUAGCUUUAUUACAGAAGAACUAUGAACCUCCCAAGUUUGAAGACCAAACAGAAGCCCCAAAACAAUAUAUCGAGGAUGCUUUUGCUCUUCAUGAAUUCACUGAAGCUGCCUAUACGGGGCCAUUACUUGAUUUUGGGAGACAUGCUAUCUUCUUUCCUUGCACUUGGCUCUACCGGCAAGGCAUUUUCACUCCAUGGACACGUAAUAGUCGGCCAGUGCUGGAUGGGGAUAAUUGGUGGCGUGGCCAUGCAGCUGCCUUCCUCAACUAUGUCAAGUUACCUCCCGAAGCAUUACGACGUGGUCGAGUCUGCCAGGAAAAAUGUGAAGCGGCAUAUUUCAUCCUCGUUCUACAUAACCAGAGAACCGUCGUGGUUGCUGUACGAGGAACCGAGACUCCCGAGGACCUUAUAACGGAUGGAUUGGGAAAGGCAUGUCCCUUGUCUAGGGCAGACUUGGAUGGCUUACUAAAUAAUAGUUGCAUUCCACUCGAAACAAGGCAGAAUGUGGAGUUGUCGUUCCCACACUAUGCCCAUUUGGGUAUAGUUGAAGCUGCACGAGACCUAUAUAUGCAAAUUGAAGGGAAACCUUCGGAAAACAAAUCCCAGUAUUCAACCGGCUUCUUGUCUUCAUUGCUGGGGACUGGAUGUGAAUGUGAAGGCUACACUCUGCGGAUAGUUGGUCAUUCACUUGGAGGUGCCAUUGCUUCCAUGCUAGGCUUAAGACUGAAACAUAAAUUUCCAAACCUACAUGUCUAUGCAUACGGCCCUCUUCCUUGUGUGGAUUCAGUAAUCGCCGAGGCAUGCUCAGACUUCAUUACAAGCAUCGUACACGAGAACGAAUUUUCGACACGACUGUCAGUCGGAUCGAUCAUGCGGCUACGCACAGACGCAAUCAUGGCACUCAGCUCCCAAGGUUCGGAGGCCGCCGACACAACGUUGAUCUACAAACUCGCUCGUCGCUUCCUCUCCAUGAACAAGUGUCAAAAACGGCUGAUGGAUCGUACGGACGACGAUCCUUCGAACCCACUACAACAUUCCAAACGAAACGUCGUCGUCGUCGUCGCAACAACCGGCGAAGAUGAUCGAGAAGAAUCGAAUCAUCAGUCCAACGCUGCAGGCAGCGACCGUGGCAGUAGUUUCGACGACGACGACGACGUGGACAGUAUCUUUGGCGACGAACCAAUAUCAAAGACAACGGACGCAUUCGACGACACCAUAUCUCAGCUUUUAGCGACGACUCCGAAGCUGGAGGAAACCGCAAGUUCUUCUUCGUCAACGGGGACGAGCUCCAGCCAAGACGUUUUCUUGGCCGGCCGCAUCAUCCACCUGGUGUCGCAGCAGUUUCGAAACGACGGGAGGAUUUGGAACAUCUUGCAAAGGACGACUGAAUACAGAGCGUAUUUGGGCAAUAGAGACCAGUUUAGGGAUAUCGUCGUUUCGCCCUACAUGUUCAUCGACCAUCUGCCUUGGAGGUGCCACCAUGCCCUAAAAACGAUAUUGGAAGCGAAAAGAGGCGAUGAUACGGUGCAAGGUGUAUCGGAUCAUGUGAUUUGAUUAGGGUUAGGUCGUUACGGCUGGAAGCAUUCGAAAAAGCGAGAUUUGUUACAAGUAGUAUGUACGUAAUUGAGCAAAAUGUGUACAUUCUUUUAACAGUACUUUCGAUGUACUAACAUAUUCUUUCAAUUGCAUCAAAAUGGAUACAAUUUUGAACGCACGAAUGGUCAUAAAGCAAACUGGUCUCAAUAAUUCGCGAGUGGUUGGAAGAAGGUUUAAUAUGGACCUUAUACCACUCUAGCUCUAGCACGCUAGCGACAGCUCAAACGAAACCCAACUCACGAGAUUGAAGGUUUAAUAUGGACAUUCUCCUACUGCAGACUGAAUGCUGUCGAAUCCAUACAUGGAAGGAUGAGAAGCAAUACAAGGGCUAGCUUAGCAAUAGUUCCGGCGAUCGCCAUGGCUAUAUGCUCUGCUUCUUUCUUUCUUUCUUCCUUACUUUCUCUUGAAGAUAUCUUUUUGGAAGUUGGUUAGCUAGGUUAGGUGCAUCUCGAUCGAGCAACUGCUGCUUGCAUGAAUAUAUAUAUUAAUUGUAACCAAGAGUAUGAACCUCCUUUUUAACAUUGUUAUCAUGUACAAGAAUAUAUAGACAGAGGCAAAGCAAUACUAUAUGUCUCUUAUCGUAAGGAAGUAUAGUAUAAGAUUCCUGUACGAUCGUACACAGGAUAACUCAAAUUAUUUGAAUUACUAAUUGGUUGAUAUGAGACAAUUUAGAAUUUGAUCAAUUAUGUGAUUUCGUAUUUGAAUUCUCACAACAUUUCAUAUUAAUAGAAUGCAUACCUACAUAGACUUCUUUCAACUACUCAGAAUUAUUAGAAUCUACUAAUUUUCUUCCAACUAUGUAUUUCUUGCUGCAUGCCUAUCAACCGAAAAUAACCCACUUGGGGAUCCCAUCCGGAAAAGUACAAACAAACAAAAGCAAAAUGCAUAAGCCGACUUUAGAAUAAUAUAUAUAUAUAGGCAUAAUCCAAUGAACAUCCCUUCUCAACCGAUCGAACCAUGCCGGCAAAAGUGGUCAAAAACAAGAGAAGCAAUGGGGAGAAUGUAGUACAAUCGACAAAAACGUCUAAUACGAUUUCACAAUCUUUACGAUUUCGCUUAUUUUUUCGAUAAAAUUUGAGCCAAUCUCGGUAUUUAAUAAUCACAAACGACAAAAUUUGAGCCCGCAACAAUAGAUCUUAAAAAUGGAA